Molecule: messenger RNA, 1929 nt
Organism: Pseudozyma hubeiensis SY62
Lineage: Eukaryota; Fungi; Basidiomycota; Ustilaginomycetes; Ustilaginales; Ustilaginaceae
Product: arabinosidase
Exons: 3
Coding region: 1-1929 (642 amino acids)
Source: RefSeq, a predicted model, not a curated record
AUGCGCGCCACCAUUUCCUAUUUGACGACAGUUGCCCUGGCAGCCGCGGCCUUCUCCACCACCCGUGCCUUACCCGUGCAAGACGAUACGUCGCUGUCGAACACCAAGCGCACUGACGCAGCUGCUGGCUUUCUGUCUGCCACCUUCCUGGGCGAUGUGCCUCACGUCUACUUGCACUACUCUCAAGCCGAUGCUCCCGUCACUUUCAGCGCUGUGCAGGGAUCGCAGGGAGUGCUUGUACCAACGCUCGGAACUGGCGGCGCUCGCGACCCCUACAUCUUCCAGAAUCAGGUGAACGGGAAGUACUACAUUAUGGCCACCGAUCUCGACAUUGCCAAGACCAACUGGGGCGAUGCUCAAUCGCAUGGAUCGCGUAGUAUCCACAUCUGGGAGUCGACAGAUGGCGUCAACUGGUCUGCGGAAAGGCUGGUCGAAAUGAUGAACUCGACUGCUGGCUACGUCUGGGCUCCGUCUGCUACAUGGGACAGCGCAGCAAAUGCCUAUGCCGUCUUUUGGUCGUCACAGACGUACGCCGAGUCAGACACUGACCACACUGGAGCCGCGGAAGGACCUUUUGUCUACUACUCACAUAGUACUGACAUGGUGAAUUUCAGCAGUCCGCAGCGAUGGGAAAGCGCCAACUUUGGUGGCAAGGUCAUCGACCAGGAGGUGCUCGACCUUGGCAAUGGCAAUCUAUACCGAUGGUACUCGGAUGUGCAAGGCGGCACUGGUGUAGUGAUGGACAAGACGACGAGCGGCCUGUUCGGAACUUGGGAGCGCAUUGGCAAGCCGGCCAAUGUCGUUUGGGAGGGCCCUGCGAUUCAGCGCGACAUUGUGAACCCGUCCAAGUUCUACUUAUGGGAGGACAACUACGGAGGACCUGGCUAUUCGUGCUUCCAAACCGAGGAUCUCAACACCAUUCCUUUUGCCGACUGCGAUCCUGCACUGACACCGACAGAUGCCGGCAGCAGUAGCAACAGAGCUGGCAGCACCGGAGACGGCGGGCACGUUGUUGACCUGCUGGACGGCCGAUACGAACGAGUCGACACCGAUGGCGUUGAGACCGGUAACAAAGGCGUUCACAUCCGUGAUGUGCUUGAAGCUUUCAAGCACCUGGUCAGCGCCAGGGAUCUGAACGGCGGCCUUGAGCACGUCCUCAGCGCCGGGAGCGGCGAGGAAGUUCUGGACGUUCUCGAAACCGUACUUGUUGGAGUAAGCAACAAGCUUCUCGCAGCCGUCAACGCCCUUGAGACCCUCCAAACCGAGUUUUGCGCCUUUGAUGAGUGCGGCAAUGUCUUUGCCGACAAAGGCGCCGAUGAACUCGAUCAAGCUGGGGAUCUUCUGGAUAAGCUGGAUCAAGGCGACGGAGACUUCGACAUGGAUGGCAACAACUGCCUUGAGCAGCUCCUCGGCACCCUUGACCGCCUUGACGGCGACAAGGAACCAACCGUUGAGGAACACCUGGACGAUGUCGAGCUGAACUUGAAUUGCGAACUUAGCCUUGCCCAGCAGGUCGAUGAGAGCGUCAGCACCGAUCUGGAUGAUGUUGUCAAGGUGGCCAAAGAUGCCAAGCAAAGCGUCAAGCGGAGCGUUCGCUACCGAAGAUCCUGUUCCCGAACCGCGUGCUUCGAGGCUCAAGAUGGUGUCGGCGACCAGAGCACGGCGCUCAGCUGCAACCGAGGCAAGGUCCGUAGUGGCAACUUCGAGAGCAGGGGAGCGCUUGUGCUGAAUGAUGUCGUUCGACUUGACCGAGCCGAUGGCAGCGGCAUUGGCAGCCCCAACAGCGGCAAGGGCGACGAGGAGAGAGGCAGUGACACGCAUUGUGUUGAGAUUGAGAGUGUUGAGACUGAGAGUCUGGAGAAGCUUUGGAGAUGGUCUUUGAGUGGGGCUUGUAUGGAGCAGAGAGAAAGUUGUUCGAUGAGAAGAUGA